Molecule: messenger RNA, 1899 nt
Organism: Oreochromis niloticus (Nile tilapia)
Lineage: Eukaryota; Metazoa; Chordata; Actinopteri; Cichliformes; Cichlidae
Product: serine/threonine-protein kinase pim-1-like
Exons: 9
Coding region: 428-1489 (353 amino acids)
Biological process (GO): regulation of mitotic cell cycle; protein autophosphorylation; negative regulation of apoptotic process
Cellular component (GO): cytoplasm
Molecular function (GO): ATP binding; protein serine/threonine kinase activity
Source: RefSeq, a predicted model, not a curated record
UAUAUGAAUUAUUAUGGCUCUGUCUGCCACAGUGUUUUUCUUUAAACUACUUAGGAACACUUUUACUGGCAGUCAGUGAUGUCACUCAAAGGCAAGGUUCUGUUGCCAUAGUCUCCUGAGUUUAUUUUGAAAGCUCACUUACGGAACUUGCUUAAACAGCUUAGAAAAGACAAGCACACACACAUUUGAAGAGAUAUUCCCUCAUUACGGUGACAUUUUCAUUUUAAAAGGUCUCAAAAAUUAACAUGAAAAAGGAAACAAGAAAAAAUACAAAUGCAGGAGAUAAGAAAGAUCCAGGAGAUCAAGACUCUAAGAGCAGGAUGGCUAAAAGAAAGGCCAGUCCUGAAAAGAAGACCCCCAAAAAAGAAGGAGGGUCACUGAGCAGGCUGCUCCUUCCACCAGCACAGAUACACAUCAGGCCAAAGGAAUGAAGCGUAAGGCCCAGCAAGAAGGAGCAGGCACAACCAGUCCACCAAAGAAGAUUAAACUUGCUGAGCCUACGAGCGGUGACAAGGAGCAAGCGUCUUCCUCCGUGGACGCUGGUAAAGACUGCAGUCCAAACACAAAGGGGUGCACAAAAAAUGGCAGAAGGAAGUCUGCGGGACACAGCAAAGAGUCACCCAAGAAAAAGAAAAAGGACAAAACCAAAAACGUCGUCCAAAAUACAGCAGCCGACCAGCAACGCGAAUUCCAAGGCAGAUAUGUGCAGGAGCACCAUCUAGGAAAAGGCGGCUGUGGAGUAGUGUUUGCUGGCUACAGGAUAACAGAUCAUUUCCCAGUAGCCAUCAAACACAUUCCCAAGGACAAAAUCCCCAUCCAAGUGACGGAUAAGAACGGGAAGCAGGUCUCGAUGGAAGUGGCCAUUAUGCUGAAGCUUGCAGCUGAAGCAGAUGGAUCAGUGGGAACGUCUGCACCCGUGUCUCUGCUGGACUGGUUUGACUUCGGCACAGAGCUGAUCCUGGUGCAGGAGAGACCUGUCCCCGCUGUGGACCUGUAUGAUUACAUAAAAGAAAAUGGAGGAUGUUUACCAGAGGAAAAGGCCAAGGUCAUUCUGAAGCAACUGGUUGAUGCAGCAAAGGACCUCGAGGAGAAACACAUCUUUCACCGGGACAUCAAGAGUGAAAACAUUCUGAUUGAGACCAGCUCAGAUGUGCCUCGUGUUCGUAUCAUCGACUUUGGCCUGAGCUGCUUUGCUAUGGAGCGAUCGCGGUUCCGCUUCUUCUAUGGUACAGCUAUCCACACCCCUCCCGAAUGUUACCGGGGUAAAAAAUACAGGCCUGGACCCACCACGGUGUGGCAAAUGGGAGUGGUGCUGUAUGAAGCGCUUCAUGUGGGGGACUUUAAUACCGAGACGUUCCUCCAAAAGGAACUGGAAUUCAACAAGCAUCUGUCCUCACACUGCCGGAAUUUCUUGGACGCAUGUUUAACCAAUGUCCCGAAGAAGCGCCCAACACUGGGAGACCUCCAGCUUCACCCCUGGCUCAGAUAAACCCAUCUCUCUCACACACACAGACACACACUUCAUAUCUUAUCAUAUAAGUGUGAUAUAUUACCUAACUUUCUUUUUUUGUCUUUCAUUUUCAGGAAAAGAUUGUUUUGUUUUUUUUGGCCGAUUCUAAAUUUUGCUGUCCUGAAAUUCCUGUAACCCCCCCAGCCAUCCCAGGAAAGGGGAUUUCUCUUUGAAUUGGCUUUCCCGAGGUUUCUUCCCAUCAUUCUGGCCCCCCGGGGAGUUUUUCCUCGACUUCAUAGAGAGCUUGGGCUGGGUCAGGAGCUUCAUCAAAAUUGGCCUUAUUUGAUUAGUUUAAUGUAAUAAAAUACGUUGAUGUAAUCAAAUAAAAAUUUGUGAAAAUCGGAACUUUUAACUUAAACUUCCAUCAAAAUAAAACUUGUUUAAUUCAA